UUUUUUACCUCUCUUUUUCUACUUUUCUAUUUGCCUAUUUUCGUAAGCAAAAAUAUACAACAUCACAGCUAUUUUCGGCACAAAACACACAUUUCUAUUCUAAAACUGUGUUCUUUGCGUUUUCCCGCGCCUUUCUCUCCUUUCACCAAUUCUUUUUCAAAUCCCCAUUUCAACAUGCUCCCACGCGCAUUCCUUUCCCUUUUUUUAGUCCACUUUUGCACUGCUAAAAAAGAAACAACACAAAAUAGAAACGGGAGCGGAAAUAACAUUGUGAAGGCAUUUUUACAAGAGAAAAUAAAUAUAUUAAAUAAAGCUGACGCAGGACUGUCAAACAAAAAUGAGAGAGUUUAUUUUUUAUGUUUUUUUAAGAGCAAAGUUGAGGAUUUGCAAAAAUAUAUUUUUAAGAAAAGGCCAAAGGAUUGUUCUUAAUAGAAAAAAUGUAACGAAAAAUACAAAUAUAUUUUUAGAAAAUAAAGAGAGAACCUUUGGCCUAAAACUUUUUUUGGACAUAGCCAAUUCCUUAUUUUUAGCUUUUUGAGGGAAGUUGCGUCGUCCUUUUCCGCUUGGAUGUCCCCUUUUUUCUAAUUUUGGCAUUCUCUAAAAUUGUUUUCUGUCAUGCCAUUUUUGGCAAAAAUUUAUUUAAAAACGGUCCUUGUUCAUUCAAUUGGCCUUGUCA
This is a messenger RNA of Meloidogyne enterolobii, 676 nucleotides long. The record is from the annotation of a GenBank genome assembly. Lineage: Eukaryota; Metazoa; Nematoda; Chromadorea; Rhabditida; Meloidogynidae.